AUGGGCUAUGACAUCUCCGAUUAUAUGGACAUUGAUGGUCGAUACGGCUCGUUGAUCGACGUGGAUGAGCUGAUUGCCCAAUUGAAGAAGCGCGACAUGAAGCUCAUGAUGGACUUGGUUGUCAACCAUACCUCUGAUCAAAGAGGAUGGUACUUCUGGAAGAAAGGCAAGAUCGAUACGGAUGGCAAGCGUCUGCCUCCAAACAACUGGUGCCGCAUUCUGGACACCACCAAAUCAGCAUGGCAAUGGGAUGAGGAGACACAAGAAUACUAUCUGUCUCUGUUCUCACCGGAGCAGCCUGAUCUGAAUUGGGACAAUCCAAAUGUUCGAGCUGCAGUACACGACAUCCUACGAUUCUGGCUAAAUCGGGGUGUGUGUGGGUUUCGGAUGGAUGUCAUCGACCAUAUCAGCAAAGUUCAGAGCUUUCCGGAUGCCGACAGGACCAUUCCUGGUCAGUACUGUCAGCCCGGUAAUGCAUAUUACGCCAAUGGGCCUCGACUCCAUGAGUUCCUUCAUGAGAUGAAGGCAGUACUUGAUGAAUAUGACACAAUCACAGUUGGAGAGAUGCCUUUUGUGAACGAUGAGGAUGAGAUCAUCCGAACCGUUGGUAUGCAGGGAUCGCUGAACAUGAUCUUCCUCUUCAAAAUCUUGAACAUGGACAACGAACCUGGUCAAUCAAAGUGGUCAUACCAUGAGUGGGACGCUACUGACAUGAAGCGUAUUCACGAUCAGACACAGCGACUGAUGAUUGAGCGUGGUGGCUGGAACGCGAUCUUUACCGAAAACCACGAUGGCCCAAGAUCUAUAUCACGAUUUGCUGAUGAUAGUGAUCAAUGGAGAGACUUUGCCGCGAAGAUGCUCUGUACCAAGUCGAUCACACUUGGAGGAACCGAGUAUAUAUAUCAGGGCCAGGAACUGGGCAUGCGGAACAUUCCUUCUGACUGGUCCAUCGACGAGUACAAGGAUGUAGAAUCUCAAAGCUACUGGCGAGCGACUCCCAUGCAAUGGAGCGCCGCACCAAACGCAGGAUUUAGCAAGUCACACGUCAAACCGUGGAUGCGAGUCAAUGACGACUAUCCCAAUGUAAACGUUGUGAGACAACUAGCAGAUCCUGAUUCGGUGCUCUCGUACUGGAAGCGCUGCCUAAAGUUUCGCAGGGAACACAAGGAAGUCUUUAUCUAUGGCGGCUUUGAGAUUUUGGAUCCAGAAGACAAGGAUGUCGUAGCCUUCCGACGCUUUUCUGAGCAUGAAAGUUUCGUAACUGUUACAAACUUCACCGGCAAACAUUUGAAGUGGUCGGGCCUGGGAGAAAUCAAGAUCAAGGAGUGGGUUAUUGGCAACUAUGAACUCGAGUCUCACAACGAGAGUCCAGGUAAGAUAGUCAAGCUACGACCAUGGGAAGGUAUCAUCGGAAGGUCUUGA
Molecule: messenger RNA, 1422 nt
Organism: Aureobasidium uvarum
Lineage: Eukaryota; Fungi; Ascomycota; Dothideomycetes; Dothideales; Saccotheciaceae
Source: the annotation of a GenBank genome assembly